AGCCCCCCCCCGGGAGCGCCGUUCGCCCCAACGACCGUCCGGCUGCUGGGGCGGGCGGGCGCUCCUCCUGCGCGCGCGGACAGCCAGGGGGCGGCGCCUGCCGGGCCCCUCCCGUCGGGGCGCGGGGCAGGCCGGGAAGCGCCGGGCGGGAAUGGCGGGGCUGGAGCUGCUGUCGGAGCAGGGCUACCGCGUGGACGGGCGGCGCGCCGGCGAGCUCCGGCAGAUCCGCGCCCGCAUGGGCGUCUUCGCGCAAGCCGACGGCUCCGCCUACCUGGAGCAGGGCAACACCAAGGCGCUGGCCGUCGUCUACGGGCCCCACGAGACGCGCGGCUCCCGGAGCAAGGCGCCGCCGGACCAGGCGCUGGUCAACUGCCAGUUCAGCAUGGCCACCUUCAGCACGGGCGAGCGCAAGCGGCGGCCCCACGGCGACCGCAAGUCCAGCGAGAUGACGCUGCACCUGAAGCAGACCUUCGAGGCCGCCAUCCUCACGCAGCUCUUCCCGCGCUCCCAGAUCGACGUCUACGUGCAGAUCUUGCAGGCGGACGGCGGGAACUACUGCGCCUCGGUGAACGCCGCCACCCUCGCGGUGAUCGACGCCGGGAUCCCGCUGCGCGACUACGUCUGCGCCAGUUCCGCGGGCUUCGUGGAGGACAGCCCGCUGGCCGACCUGAACUACAUCGAGGAGGCGGCCGGGGGCCCGCAGCUGGCGCUGGCGCUGCUGCCCAAGGCCGACCAGAUCGCCCUGCUGGAGCUGAACGGCCGGCUGCACGAGGACCACCUGGAGCGCCUCACCGAAGCCGCCAGCAAGGCCUGCCGGGACGUCCACGCCGUGCUGGACCGGGUGGUGCGGGAGCACCUGCGCGAAGGGGCGGCUCUCCCGGGGAACUGAACCCGAGGGGCUCCCUUGGACUGCGGCCCGCCCCGCCGCCUUUACUCGGACCGCUUCGCCCCGGCUGGGGCUUUGUAUGCCUGUCCCGAACACGCGUCUUCCAAAUAAACGUCUGGAAUGAA
Crotalus tigris (Tiger rattlesnake) is the source of this 1011-nucleotide messenger RNA. RefSeq names its product exosome component 4 (gene EXOSC4). Bases 152 to 889 code for a protein of 245 amino acids. The record is from RefSeq and is a predicted model, not a curated record. Lineage: Eukaryota; Metazoa; Chordata; Lepidosauria; Squamata; Viperidae. The transcript has 3 exons. Gene Ontology annotation, biological process: rRNA catabolic process; nuclear mRNA surveillance; U4 snRNA 3'-end processing. Gene Ontology annotation, cellular component: nuclear exosome (RNase complex); nucleolus; cytoplasmic exosome (RNase complex).